AUGAAUGCAAGGAGUAAUAUGUUUCAAAUUUUAAGACAAGAAGAUAAAAUAAAAAGAAAAUCAAAAAAACUCAAAGAAGAACAAUUAAAAAAAGAAAAUGAAAAAAAAGAUAUCAAUAAUUUUACUUUCGAUAUAAAUAAAUAUUCAUCUUGGGUGGAUAUUAUUGAUGAUUAUGAUGAAUUUUUUUAUGAAGUAGAUAAAUUAAAAGAUUUAGACAAAUCUAAGGAAGUUGAUAAAGAUGAUAAGAAUAAAAAAAAAGAAAAAAAAAAGAAGCUAGAAGAAGUUAGUGAAGAGAGUGAAGAAAGUGAAGAAAGUAAUGAAGAAGAAAAAAAAGAAAAAGAAAAGAAUGAUAAAAAGGAUAAAGAAAAGGAAAAUAAAAAAGAUAAAGAAAAUAAAAAUAAAAAUAAAAAAAAAAACAAUAAUUAUAAUUCAAGCAAUUUGAACAAAAAAAAGCAAACAGAGAAAAAAAAAUCAUCUAAAAAAGAAAAGGAAAUGAAAAAUUUUGAAAAUAUAUUAUUGGAAUUUACAAAGAAUGAUAUAAAUAAUAAAGAAAAUAUUUUAAAUGAAAAUAACGAAGAAAAUAAUAUUUCAAAAGAAGAAAUAGAACAAGAUUCUAAUAGAAAUAAAGCUGAUAAUGUAUUAGAAAAUGAAAAUCAAGAUAAAUUAAAAAAAAAAAAAAAGAAAAAAAAGAAAGAAAAAAAAAAGAAUGAUGAAAUGAAUGAUUUAUUAAAGAGAGAAGAAAACAAUGAAGAGGGAACUUUAGAUAAAUUAAAUGAGACAUUAAAUUUAACUAGUCAAAAUAAUGAUGAAAAACCUAAAGAAAAUAAUGAUACAAUUCCUGUAAAUGAAAAAUUAAAACUUCUAUUAAACAAAAAUUCAAAAAAAAAAAAAAAGAGAGAAAAAAUUGACGAUAUUAUAGCAAUAGUGGAAAAGGAAGAAAAUAUAAAGCAAAAACAAAAAGAAAAAUUAAAACAAAAGGAAAAGCAAAAACUAAAAUUAAAACAAAAAACAAAGUAA
This is a messenger RNA of Plasmodium relictum, 1017 nucleotides long. Its product is annotated as conserved Plasmodium protein, unknown function. NCBI's taxonomy places the organism in Eukaryota, Apicomplexa, Aconoidasida, Haemosporida, Plasmodiidae. The transcript has 3 exons. The record is from RefSeq and is a predicted model, not a curated record. Bases 1 to 1017 code for a protein of 338 amino acids.